AUGACGUCUUUCUAUCGGAGACCCCCUGAUGGGCUUUAUAUACUACCGUUACAAAUCAAAUGAAUUCACCAACAAACUCCCACUAUUGAUUCACUUUACUCUCCUGAUAAAAAUGGUGAACCUGAGACCACCCCAGAAGAAAUUUUGUCAAUGGUGAAAUAUUUAGCUAGUACAUCUCACCGUGGGAGAUGUUUGAUGCCAUUUACCCCUAGUGAUUAUCCUUCUAUAAACGAGAAAGGAAUUUCAGAUGGCAAAGCUCGAAUGCUUAAUACAUACAUGCAACCAUCAUCUUCUUGGCUGAACCAAAGGCCUCCUCUUGAUGUGCAUGUUGCUUGCAUAGAAGGCAGUGAAGAUGCUGACAAAGGAGGAGCCAAUCAACCAACAACUCAGGUUGUAACUGCCAUGUGCUUAAAAGCCCCUUAUGUUAGCCAAGAUUUGUACAACUUGUUGGUGAACAAUGGCGUCGAUGAUUCUGAUAAAAUAUAUGGUGUUUCGGUUGAAGAAUGUACAAUAACUGUAGGAUAGCUGAAUAUUUUUACAGAAAGUUAGCAUUAUAAACAAGAACAAAUCAUUUAAUCAAGUUCCACCCGCGGUUGGCACAGUUUCAAUUGCAAGAUUGUUGACAUGAAUGAAUUGCUAAAUGAGGAAGCUUCUUCUUCUUGUUCGUCGGCUGAAAUAUAUAUGAAAAAACUACAUCGUAUACCGGGAUAUAAAAAUGGAACUAGAAUUGGAAAAGGAAAAAUCAAAAGCCUUGGAGGAGGAAAUUCGUGUAAUUAAAGAAGAGCAACCACAAUUUCAAGAAGAG
Molecule: messenger RNA, 805 nt
Organism: Lactuca saligna
Lineage: Eukaryota; Viridiplantae; Streptophyta; Magnoliopsida; Asterales; Asteraceae
Source: the annotation of a GenBank genome assembly